Messenger RNA from Priapulus caudatus, 1120 nucleotides. RefSeq lists its product as uncharacterized. Lineage: Eukaryota; Metazoa; Priapulida; Priapulimorpha; Priapulimorphida; Priapulidae. The transcript is spliced from 9 exons. The record is from RefSeq and is a predicted model, not a curated record. The coding region runs from base 56 to 733 and encodes 225 amino acids.
GAGUGUACCACAGUGUACACGCUGUUGGAACUGCGUCUGUGUGAUUCAAGUUUAUAUGAACAAUAUAUUAUGUAACAAGUCCUCUACCAGUCACCCAGGACGGCAAAAAAUACAUUCUCACCUUCACAGACUACUUCACCAAGUUUGUACGACUUUUUUCCACUACUGGACAAAACAUCGAAUUCAUGCAGUUGCAAGAUGCAUCAAGACCUUCGUGUCCAGGUUUGGACGGCACCCAAGAACCCCCAUGGAGGUGGAUGCCGCUGAGGAGAAUCCGAAUGUCUCUGUGCCAUCUGAAGAAGAUAUUUCAACUGCUGUGGCUAACAGGGAGUACAAUAUGGAGCUAAUUAAAAAAAAGGUGGAGAGCAACAGCACAAAAGCACGCGACAGUCAGAAGCAGACAUAUGCGGCCAGGAAGGCAAAGGGCGUGAAAUACUUCUUUUUCAAGAAAGGAGACCACGUGUUGAGAAAGAACAUGAGAAAGCAGGGGCGAAAAGGUGGAAAGAUGGAGGCGAGUUGGAGUGGUCACUUCGAAAUCAGUGAUAUUGAUGGUACCCAAAGAGUGACACUUGUUACUCUAGAGGGGUACACCCUGAAGACACGGGUACCAUAUGGGCAACUAAAGCCUCACCGUUCGCCAGUAUCGACGGCUGUCCCCAUGGCAGGACCAGUCGUCGAACAGUGUACGUAUAGGAAGCAUCACGCUGAACCCACAGGACUUCCGGUCGCUUGAAGGCCACGGCUGGCUGACUGACAAUGUCAUACAUGCCUACAUGGAAGUCCUCAAGCAGGAGCAACAGACCAAAGUCUUAUACCUGCUACCCUGUUUCUUGGCCCUGAAAUGGCGGACAGCAGUAAAGGGAUGGCUUUUUUUAAAAGGUUUGCUUUGCAAGCUACCAGUACAUCCUGAUGCCCGUGCACUCUCCAGGCCACUGGGCCCUUCUCGUUGCCGAUGUGGAUGCCCGCACAUUGGGAGUCCUGGACUCAUUGGGGCAUGACAAUCGUGGGCAAGAGUUCCUAGCAGACUGGCAGCAUUGCAUGAUGGCUCGCCCAGAACAGCUGGAUGGAUGGACCGCAGUGUCACUUCCCAGCAUUCAUAGCUGUGGUGUCUUGACCUUGA